Messenger RNA from Struthio camelus australis, 1173 nucleotides. The record is from RefSeq and is a predicted model, not a curated record. NCBI's taxonomy places the organism in Eukaryota, Metazoa, Chordata, Aves, Struthioniformes, Struthionidae.
AUGGUCAACAUACUGAGACUUUUUCUGAUCCUCCUUUGGACAACGAACAUGGUUCACCCAAACAUACUUCAAGUUGAAGGAGUUCAGGUUUUCCCACCUACUAAUUUCACCCUUACGGUCUCUGCAUUAGCAGAAGUCUUUUUACACUGGAAACCAAAUCCUAAUCAAGAACAAAAAAACUAUACUAUUAGAUAUGACGUGGAAAUCAUAGCUCCUGCAUCUGAAAAGUAUGAUACAAAGAAGACUCACAGUUUCCGAACAGCUGUACUUCACAAUGGUUUCUCUGCACGCAUUCGGACGUUACUUCUCUUUAAUGACCUUCAGAUGAAAAGUGACUGGGUGAUGGGUGAGCUGAAGCCUCCGCUGGGUGCUGCAGAGACAUCAGUCACUAAUUUGUCCUGCGUUACUUACUUCACCAUUUAUAGUACUGUUUCUCUCCGUUGCACUUGGUUUCCUGGCAAAGGGGCACCAGAAAAUACAGAGUACUUUCUAUUUUACAGGUAUAAGACCUACACUGAAGAAUGUCAAGAUUAUAUCAAAGACAAGUGGAACAGGAAUAUUGAGUGCGGAUUUUCAAGGACACAUAUUGAUCCUGAAGAGGUUGAUAAUCUCAUUGUAAUACACAUUAACGGGUCUAGCAAGUACGCUGCAAUCAAACCUUUCCAGCAGUUAUUUAACCAAAAUGCCAUCGAGAAAGUGAAUGUUCCCAGAAAUGUCACUGUAUUCCUAGAGCAAAAUGAUCUCAUAUUGAAAGUAUCAUCAAAUGACUUCAGACUGAGAAUUGAUGUUACCUGCAGAUAUUCCAUACAGAUACGAGCUAAUCAUUACAUAUGUUGUGAAAGAGGAUUCUGGAGUGACUGGAGUGAAAUUCGUUAUGUUGGGGGAAACAAACAGAAGAAUUCCAUAGCCUGGAUUCUCGCUCUGCUUUGUGUGUCCUCAUGCUCCAUAGCCCUGCUUGUUGCAAUAAUAUGCAAAAUAAACCACGUAUGGAGUAAACUGUUUCCACCAAUUCCAACACCCAGGAACAAAUUUAAAGAUGCCUUCCCAAAUGACUAUGAGAGAGCACGUACCUGCACCAGCGACACGGAGACAGAGCUGGGGAGUUUUGCUGAGGAUCUCCACUGCAGCGCCCUCGGACACGCGGGAACCGCUGCCACCAGGCACCUCACGUAA